AUGGCGAUACAGACCGACGCCGGCACUGCACAGCCAGGCUUCCCUCGUCUGACCCGAGCUGAUGUGCUCCAGUGCCAAUUCUCAGCUUGGUACCCCGACUUCAGACGACUAUCACCCAAAGCGACAGUCGUGCGCCUGCCUGAAGACUUUCGACGCUGGCUAGAGUCAGACGGCCUGAUCCUCCCCGAGGGAUCGGGCGAUAUCGAGGAUGACGACAGCGACAGUGAAGCCGCAGAUGCGUCGGACACACGCUCAAAUGAUCAGCAUACCUCGAGUGCGAGGCGCGACCUUGAAGAGGCAGAUGAGGACAUUGAGGAGGUGUAUAGCUUCCCUCAAGUCGAUACUCAGCUGCGCGCCAUCAUCGACAAGUACGAUGGCCUCGUCUUCCCCAAGCUCAAUUGGUCAAGCCCAAAAGACGCGGCAUGGAUCUUGCCCGGCAAACCACUCGCCUGUAGUACACCGGCAGAUAUCUACUUGCUACUCAAAUCGUCAGACUUUAUUGCUCAUGACCUUGAUUAUCCUUUCGAGCACUGCUUCGAUGAGCACGAUCACGCAUCGACCCCUCUGCCGCCGCCGCCGCCGCCGCUUGAAUUGGUCCUGAAGCAAUGGUUUGAGAUGCCGCACUCGCAAGAAUUCCGCUGCUUUGUCUCGUAUCGCAAGCUGCAAGGAAUUUGCCAGCGCGACCACAAUCACUUCGACUUUCUGGAUGAUGCCGCACUCCAAGAUGAGAUCAAGCUCAAGAUAGCAGGCUUCAUCGAAGAGCAAGUCUUACUAAGAUUUCCGCUGGCUCAUUUCGUCUGCGAUGUCUAUCUCACACGAGACCGUUCUCGUGUCUUCGUGGUCGACCUCAAUCCCUACGGUCCUCAAACAGACGCCCUCUUGUUCAGCUGGGAGGAGCUGAAUCGCCGUGCAUUCGCAUCGGCCACCGCUGCGCUCGCCCCAGCUCAAACGAACGUGGAACUGAGACUUGUUGAUUCUGCGCUCUCGCGUAGCGCAGCAAUGCCCUCUUACAGCAUGAAUCGAUAUCCCAUCGAGGUCGUCGGACUCAGCGAGGGCAAGAGCAUAGCAGAAUUUGCUCAAAAGUUCAACUCUGCUCUCCAAGAGGCCACAGAUCACACAGAGGCAUCAACAUGA
Mixia osmundae IAM 14324 is the source of this 1134-nucleotide messenger RNA. RefSeq lists its product as uncharacterized. The transcript has 3 exons. Lineage: Eukaryota; Fungi; Basidiomycota; Mixiomycetes; Mixiales; Mixiaceae. The record is from RefSeq and is a predicted model, not a curated record. The coding region runs from base 1 to 1134 and encodes 377 amino acids. Gene Ontology annotation, cellular component: cytoplasm.